UUUUUGAAUUUGUAAAUAAUUUAUAUUCAGAAACAAGAAAAAAUAAUACUCGAAACUUAAAUUGGUUAAAAUCAAUGUGUUUAUUGAAAAUAUUAAAUAUCUUAAAUAUUUUUUAACAAUUCUUUUCUAUUAAAUCUUUGAAGAGAAAACAUAAGUUAAAUUAUUACAAAAAACAAUUGUUCCCUGUGAUAUCUUCAUUUCUUAUCGAUAAAUUGUGAAACAACUAGUAGAUUUUAUAAAAGUUUUAAAAUGAGACGACGUGUUGGAAUUAAUGCUGUUCAUAAACAAAAAUUAGAACAAGAAAAAUACAAAGAUAAAGGGACAGUUAUCCAAGAAAAUCAAUUAGAACAGAUGACCAAGCAAUUAGAGGUGUUUAGAAGUAAUCUUGAAGAAUUCGCUUCUAAAUACAAAAAUGAAAUUAAAAAAAACUCAUUAUUCAGAAGACAAUUUCAAGAAAUGUGUGCUUCAAUUGGAGUUGAUCCAUUGGCUUCAGGUAAAGGAUUUUGGUCAGUCCUUGGUAUUGGUGAUUUUUACUAUGAAUUAGCUAUACAAAUUGUAGAAGUUUGCAUAGCAACUAGCUAUAAAAAUGGAGGCAUCAUAUUGUUAGAUGAGCUUAGAGAACGUUUGGUAAAAGCACGUGGUCGAAAUCGGCAACAUCAAGAAAUAACUAUUGACGAUUUAUUAUGUGCAACAAAAAAAUUAAAAAUUUUUGGAAACGGAUUUAGUGUUAUACCUAUUAGUCAAGGACAAUACAUGGUUCAGUCUGUACCCGGAGAACUAAGUAUGGAUCAAACAACUGUGCUAACACUAUUAUCAUCAUCUACUCAACCAUUCAUUUCCUUAAAUUCAUUACAAGAAAAUUUAAAAUGGGAAGAAAGAAGAGCAUCCAAUACAAUUGAACAAAUGGUAACUGAAGGCUUAUGUUGGGUUGAUAAUCAAAAUAGUGAAGAAUUUUUGUAUUGGUUCCCAAAAAUUGAAUCCUAUAAAAUUAAAGGAAGUUAAUAUCAUAAAAUGAUGUAAAAAAUUACUUUUAAAUAUGCCAUUGUAAGAAGAGGCAA
Molecule: messenger RNA, 1058 nt
Organism: Daktulosphaira vitifoliae (grape phylloxera)
Lineage: Eukaryota; Metazoa; Arthropoda; Insecta; Hemiptera; Phylloxeridae
Gene: lsn
Product: vacuolar-sorting protein SNF8
Exons: 4
Coding region: 250-1002 (250 amino acids)
Biological process (GO): protein transport to vacuole involved in ubiquitin-dependent protein catabolic process via the multivesicular body sorting pathway
Cellular component (GO): ESCRT II complex
Source: RefSeq, a predicted model, not a curated record